Molecule: messenger RNA, 753 nt
Organism: Trichoderma citrinoviride
Lineage: Eukaryota; Fungi; Ascomycota; Sordariomycetes; Hypocreales; Hypocreaceae
Exons: 4
Coding region: 23-697 (224 amino acids)
Biological process (GO): kinetochore assembly
Cellular component (GO): kinetochore
Source: RefSeq, a predicted model, not a curated record
CAGACCGCCGCCAGCAAACACAAUGAGUGAAGCCGACGAGGCCAUGACCGGUGUAGACGGCGGUGAAUCGCGUCUGCCCCUCUCGGAAGACGAGACCAAGGUGCUGGAGCUGUACGACAGGCUGCAGGAGCUGCGGCUCGAAAUCGCCAUUAUCAACGCGCAGCAAGCCGAUGAUGAUGAGGACGUCACAGCGGCGCAAAAUGCUCUUCUUACAGCAAGAGCAAGGUACAGACUACGCAACGACGCAAUCGAAGCCGUCAUGGUCGCAAAUCCCAUCCUCAAGGCCGUCCACAGCGGCACGCAAGCAAACCCAAUAGAGCGAGAUCUCUUUCCUUACAUACAGCAGAGAGAUGAAACCUCCAUCUCGGUAGCCAAGCAUGCAGACAGCAUGACAAAGCUCCGCCGGGACCUGACCAGCGUCCAGGUGCAGAGUAUACGCGUAUGCCGCGACAACGUCAAGCUUACGGCACAGGUGUUCGAGCUCGCGGAGCAGGCCAAGCAGCGCAAGGCCGUCCGCCUGGACAACCCCGACGUCCAGCGGGAGAUGGACAAGUUGACAAGAGAGGUCAAGGCCAGCAGGCAGCGGUGGAAGGUUAUGAAGGGCGUAGCCAGUGGCAUCGUUGCCGGUAGUGGCGUUGACUGGGCUGCGGAUGAGGAGUUGCGCAACAUCGUAUUAGAUCCUGAGGAUGAAGACUAGAUGCCGACCGGCUGCUGGAAAGCUCAGUGUCUGUAUCCCGCCAAGGGGCCCAGCAU